AAGAAAACUUGGCCAGAAACGCCCACUUCGACUUAAGCCAAUCAAGUCCAAGGAAGUUUUACGUCUGGACGUCAACUUGUCAAAUUUCCCGCGAACCAGUGUAGUAGUGUGUGCAUAACGAAAUCAACGAAUAGACCAAAAUGGAAAGGGAGAUUUUAUACAGACUUGCGUCGAAAAUGGGGAUAACAUCUCCUAAAAUACGAUGUCGAGCAGAGGAGUACAUGCGGUUAUCUCAAGUAAAAUGCACGGGCCUUGGCAAUAGUACGGCCACUGGCAAAGCAGUCAUAUGUCUAGAGCUUGCAGCAACAUCUUCGAAGUUUCCCUUAGACAAGGAAUAUGCGAUCAAAUUAUCUGGGCUGAAUAAGAAGUUGUAUCAAAGCAAUCUCCGAUCUAUGGAGGCCAUGCUAGGACUCAACACAAACCUGGGCCUCCGAGACCUGGCUGUCCAGUACGGGUGCAUGGAGGCAGUGAAAGUUGCUGGUCAGAUACUUGAUAGAUAUGAGGAGAGUCUACCCGCCGCUCAACAACAGGAUCUAGAUCUGGCAAAACCCCUUUUCACAACUGCUGCAUUGUUCACAGCAUGCAAGUGCAUGAAAAUCAAAGUUGACAGGAAGCUGGCGGCUUCAUCUGGAGUGAAGAAGGGGAUCUUUGAUAGGCUUUGUACUCAGAUGAGCACCAUAGGACAGAAAGUCUGUAGUGAAGCAGCUUGUUUAAAGGAGCCAGUGAAAAGGGGACAGAAAAGACAGAAGACACUGGCAGAGAACUUUGAACAGAAGGAAGAAGCGGAGGUCUUGCCAACGUCACCUAAGCAACGGAAGGAAGGGGAGUCGGAGGAGAGCAUGAAAGAGGAUUAUGAAGAAUGGAAGAGAAAAAUCUUAGAAAACGCCCUUAAGUCAAAGCAAGCAGAUGCUUCAGAAACAAGUUCUAAUUGAUCUUCUCUGACUGUGUUUUUUGUUUAUUUAUUUGACUGUGUUCAUAUUUGGCUAUGACAAGUAUGAAAGGACUUAUCAUUCACCCUGCCCCCUUGUGGCUCAAUAUGAACAUUGUGGAUUGACAACAUGAAUUUUUCUUAGUGUUUUAAUCUUUUAAAUGUACACUAAUUCCACCAAUUCAACAGAUGUUUUGUUAUUCUGGCACUACAUUUUCUUUUUUUUUAGUUUCCAGGUGAAAACUGUUGAUGCUGGCAAGUCGUGACAUUAGGGUGAAACCAGCGUAAAUACCAAAUGGGUCAUUAAAGACACCUUUCUUUUUCUUUUUUUUUGAAUAAAGAACCAUUUUGCA
Clupea harengus (Atlantic herring) is the source of this 1281-nucleotide messenger RNA. It is a transcript of the gene orc6, whose product is annotated as origin recognition complex, subunit 6. The transcript is spliced from 7 exons. Gene Ontology annotation, cellular component: nuclear origin of replication recognition complex. The record is from RefSeq and is a predicted model, not a curated record. Gene Ontology annotation, molecular function: DNA binding. Gene Ontology annotation, biological process: DNA replication initiation; DNA replication. Bases 141 to 932 code for a protein of 263 amino acids. NCBI's taxonomy places the organism in Eukaryota, Metazoa, Chordata, Actinopteri, Clupeiformes, Clupeidae.